Messenger RNA from Solanum stenotomum, 579 nucleotides. Its product is annotated as zinc finger protein 2. Gene Ontology annotation, biological process: negative regulation of abscisic acid-activated signaling pathway. The record is from RefSeq and is a predicted model, not a curated record. The coding region runs from base 59 to 526 and encodes 155 amino acids. The transcript has a single exon. NCBI's taxonomy places the organism in Eukaryota, Viridiplantae, Streptophyta, Magnoliopsida, Solanales, Solanaceae.
UCUUGUUCUCUUCUUGAUAAUCGUCGUCUUAUCCUUCUUGGUGUUGAAAUUUUUAGCCAUGAGUUACGAACCAAACACGGCCUUAAACCUAAGUCUAUCAAGAAAUGAUCUUUUACUUGAUCAAUCAUCGUCGUCAUCAUCAUCAUCCCCUUUAAGUCCGGUUGAGCCACGUGUUUUCUCUUGCAACUAUUGUAGAAGAAAGUUUUAUAGUUCACAAGCUCUAGGAGGACACCAGAAUGCUCAUAAACUCGAAAGAACCCUAGCCAAGAAGAGUAGGGAGUUGAGUUCAACCCUCCGCGGGACUCAUUCUAGUUGGUCAAAUCAUAAUAAUAAGAAUAAUCAUCGCUCGUUGAGUCCUAGUGGUCCAAGCCAUACUGGUCAUGGUCAUGGUGCUAGGUUUGUUACAAAUAAUGAUAUAAUAAGCUAUGGAAGAAGAGAGAUGAUGAUGAGUUAUGAAUUUAUGAAAAAUGGUCAUGAAAGUGUUCAAGAGGAUUUUGGACACCUUGACUUGUCCUUAAGGCUUUGAUCAUCAUCACUUCUUUUUUUUUUAAUUUUAUUUUUAGUUAUUUGAUUUUUACU